AUGGCCGACGAGAACGGCCAGCUGCUUCCGGGCACUAUCCAGAUGUUCGUGCAAGGAGACAGUGGUGAUCUUCGUGAUCAGGAAUUGACAUUGACCCCCCCUCCGACGAACUCACCCAACGAUCCUCUGAACUGGUCUCCAUGGCGCAAGUAUUGGCAUGCUGGCUUGGUUCUCUUCAUCACGGCGCUUACGGCUGCAACAUCAAAUGACGCUGGGGCCGCUGGAGACGGCAUGAAGGACGAACUAGGCAUCAGCUACGGUGUGGCCAAUACUGCUGCUGGUGUAUUAUUCCUUGCGAUCGGCUACUGGACGCUCUUGGCCAGCCCAAUGCCGUGGCUCUAUGGACGAAGAAUCCAGUAUUUGAUAUGCAUCCUGUGGUCAAUCAUUGGAUCCAUAUGGUUUGCAAGGAUUCAGACUGUUCAGGACUCAAUUUGGAAUCAAAUGUUUGUUGGGGCUUCAGAAUCAUGUGCAGAGGCUUUGGCGCAGCUCUCCUUGUCAGACCUGUUCUUCCAGCAUCGGCGCGGUUUGGUCUUAGGUCUUUACAUCUUGGCCACGUCGAUUGGAACCUUCCUCGGUCCAUUGGUUGCUGGGUACAUUGCAAUCGACAACUGGCGCUGGGUUGGAUGGACGAGUGUCAUUAUAUCUGGGUGUACGCUCGUUGUCUUCUAUUUUGGAUUGGAAGAAACCUCGUUCCACCGUGAAGCCAUCCUGGGUCGCCAUGUAGGUGGCCGAGCUUCGCAGGUUCUUGAUGAAGAAAAGAAGACCGAAGCAGGACCAGAUGCCAGGAUAUCCACCGAGAGUCUAAACCAACCACCGGACCGGAAGAAAACGUAUCGCGAACGUAUUGCUCUUAUUACCCCAGCUCCAAACAUGUAUGGAUGGGGCAUCCAGCAGUACUUCCAGCGUUUAUACUAUACGCUUCGCGUGUUUAUGUUCCCUGCAGUCCUGUACUCAGGCCUCCAAUGGGGCGCUCAAGACGCUUGGCUAACAUUCUACUUGACUGUAGAGGAGGAUAAUUACUAUGACCCACCGUGGAACUACUCAAACCAAGCGGUUGCCAUAAUGAACAUUCCAACUCUCAUUGGAGCCGUCAUUGGAUGUAUCUAUGGUGGUUGGUUCUCAGACGUUUUCGUCCGUUGGAUGGCCAAGCGACCAGGUCGAAAUGGCAUCUCGGAAGCUGAAGAUCGCCUUUGGCUACUCCUGGCUUCAGCAGUCAUCAAUCCCGCAGGUUUGAUGUUGUUCGGAAUUGGAUCAGCUAAGGACUGGAGCUGGCCGGGCCCCUACAUAGGCCUUGCCAUGACCGGGUUUGGAUUUGGUUGCGCUGGGGAUCUUUCCAUGGCGUAUCUCAUGGAUGCUUAUCCGGAUAUGGUCCUUGAAGGUAUGGUUGGCGUUGCUGUCAUCAACAACAGCUUGGCUUGCAUUUUUACUUUCACAUGCAGUUAUUGGAUCGACGCUAGCGGCCUGGCUGGAACUUUUAUCGGCAUUGGUGUUCUUUCGUUCGCUUUCCAGAUGACGACCGUGCCAAUGAUGAUCUGGGGCAAGACGUUCAGGAGGUGGACUUACCAGAAGUACCAGCGAUUUCUGUAUCUGCGUGACGGAGAGCAAUGA
Molecule: messenger RNA, 1608 nt
Organism: Zasmidium cellare ATCC 36951
Lineage: Eukaryota; Fungi; Ascomycota; Dothideomycetes; Mycosphaerellales; Mycosphaerellaceae
Exons: 3
Coding region: 1-1608 (535 amino acids)
Biological process (GO): transmembrane transport
Molecular function (GO): transmembrane transporter activity
Source: RefSeq, a predicted model, not a curated record